UCAUCUCUCAAGUGACUUUUGCAGUGCAAUUUGUCAUUGAAAUAGAUUAACAGUGCCAUUCAAUGUGACUCUCUUUGUAGUAUAGGUAGUAAAGAGGGUGAAAAAUUGUGAAGUGGAUGAACAAGAGAGUGGAAAAACCUGGAAAAUCUAUAUUCUCCAUCAUAUGCACAAAAGCUCUAGAAACAAGCCAUAUAUAAAACUCUUUCGAACAUUAUUAUCCUGAAAUUAUCCUCUAACAUCAUUUUCGCCACACCGCAACCCCCAUCAAACCAGGUGAACGAACAAACGCAGUGAAAAAGCAGCACGAAGGUGUCUGUCCACACCCUCCUCUCCCCCAUCCAUUCUAACCCUCUCCCAAGCCCCUCAUUCAACAUCUGUCCUCCCCGCCGCAUCCACACCGAAACCCCACAAAAAAAGGAUUGUUGUAAUAAUAUAUAAAAACCCCGUGUGGCAAAUUUCGUGGGAAAUUCCCACCGUUUUGUGAUGAAUUAAUGGUGAAGGUGCUAAAAAGGUGAAUUCACUGGGUGCUUGUGUUCGAGACCAGGACGGUCUCUCAACCAUGGAGGAGGCCUCGUCGGCCCAGAAAAAAGGGACGCCCGGCCUCACCAUCGAUCGGGCGGCUUUCCUUCUGCUGCGCGUCAAGAAAGCCUUCAAGAAGAAGCGUCAGCAACGGAAGGAGAAGCAAGCCGCUCAAGCUGCCGCCGCCCUCGCUGCCCAGACGUGUGGCGGGAAGUCCUCGAGAGGCCGUCCUGCACCCCUUCUACGUUCCAGAACACUGCCUGCCAUCAUUGUGCCCGGAAUUUCAAUUCUGCACACGCAAAUCGAUCCAAAUCGCCUCAAUACCGAGGGUUUUCCCAACACAGGCUUCGCUGCACGUUUAUCCCUCCAGCCACGUACUUCGCCAAGAAUCUCCCUGACCAGCGAUGAUUCAAGUCUCGAUUACCGACGCAGGAGUGCCGGUACCUUCUCAACGACAUCAACAACGAGCAACACGGCGAUCAAUACCGCCGAGCCCUAUAUUUAUGCCUUUGACGACCUGGAACGCCAUCCGGAUGGAACUGUGGUGCUACGCAUCCCUGCACCCCAUGUCGUUGCCGCGAGAGCCUAUAGAAUGUCCGGUGGAAGUGCAUCCGGUCCGUCGGGUGUCGCAGCCACUUCAGCCUCAAUUUCCGACACAUCUGGAAGCUCUGCACAGGGAACAACAAGCUCCCAAGGGGGAACAACAGCUCUCUACAGAUUAGCCCGACUUCUCAAUCAGUCCAAGACCACCUCAAGUCCUGUCCUCAAAGAUGAUGCCCCACGGAGGUUAUCAUGGGAGAGAAGAGAUCAAAACAACCGUCUUCCACGUUCUGCCAGCAUUGAUUCAAUGGUGGAGGCGGUUUGGAGUGAUUCUCCGCGACCAUCACUCACGCCCUCCGCUGCUGCAAUGCCCAUCGUGACCAUCGUUCAACCACAGCCAUCCCCGCAACUUCUGCAAGUCAACUAUGCUGACACACCAAGUCGUCGGGAGAGUCUUCUGAGUCCCAGUACAGGAAGAAGGAGCAGUAAAGCAUUCCGAGGGAUUGCCGCACUUUUCUCAGCCGUGGAGCAUGGGCAUUUGGAGAAGGCGAGAACAAUCUUAGAAUCCACAGAUGUUGAUGUUAAUAGCGUUAACAGUGAUGGAUUGGCACCAUUAGAUGUGGCUGUCUUGAGCAAUAAUCGCUCAAUGACAAAGAUGCUCCUUCAGCAUGGUGCUACAGACAGGACGCAGUUUAAAGGUAACAACACCUUGGGAGGUCACCUCAACUCCCUGCUGAGAGAUGCUGAGAAUCGAAUUCAGGAGUUGGGGAGCGCCGAUGAAAUCCCACAGACGCCAUACAGUACAAGGGCGUCGUUCUCUAGUAUUAUUGGGAAUGCGUAUACGGGGCCCUCUGUUACGGGAUGUACCGGCACGGAGACGGAUAAACAAAUUGGUCUGUGGGAACGUCGUGUGAAGGGAUUGAGGCGAAUGCUUUUAGGAUGGGAUCAGGCACGACCACCAGAUCCACCCAAUUCUGUUCUCGUGGACGUUGUUGGGCCCUCAUCAGUGUCCAUACGCAUCUAUGAACCCUCCGAAGGACCUCUAGGCACAAAAUUCAAAGUUCAAUGGUCAUCCAGGGCGGAUUUCAGCAACAUCGUGGGUGAGUGCGACAUCACGGAGUGGAAUAGUUUUCAGGGUACAAUGGGUGCCACAUGUCGUAUUGGAGAUCUCACCCAGGGUCGUCGAUACUUCUUCAGGGCAUGCCUUGGGAAUAUCAAGGGUUUCGGUGGCUAUCGCACAUCAUGUCCCUCGAGUGUUGUCCCAUCGAGUUGGUAUGAUGUUGAGCAGCGUGAGAAUCGCUUUGUGGGUCGUCAGAGAGUUCUCGAUGAACUCUUUGCCGCCGUACGUCUAGCACGUCCGGAGGAUGCCAGCAAUAUACCCCUCGAGACACCCGCACUCCAACGAAGGAAUCCCAAGAAGAAGACCACAAUUAAGCAACUUUUCUCAGCUGCCAGCAAAUUCCAGAAGAAUCUACGGAGAGGAAUCUACUUGGCUUGCAUUUUGUACCAUGAAGAUAAGGUGCUCGUGACAAAUGAAGAUUUCAUCCCUGUAAUUGAAAUUGAUGAGACAUACCCCGGAUGUCUGCAUACGGAUUACCAUUGGCUAAUGAAGGUGGCCUGUACGUGGGAUGAUGUUAAAUCCUUACGAACGGACAUGGAGCGAAAUGCCACCUCAGCUGUGCAUUUCCGUACCAAACUCCUAACAGCGGCGUGUCAAAUGCAAUCAGCACUUUGUAUCACGGAUUUGGGGCAGCUCUUCCACAAACCACUACGAGAUUCCCAUGGGACUGUUGUUUUAAGCUGUGUUAAUUUUAUCAAGAGCCCAAAAACAAUUUCGGUGCUGAAUUCACGGUGGAUGCCGCUCAAUAAAGUUCACAAGAAACUAUCGGCAUUGCAUGAGGAUAAUAAUAUCAAUGAAAUUCUCAUGAAUUCCAUUCAGGAACAGAUAAAUUACCACCAGGCAUCCGCCAUACGACUGACCAAAGGACUCUAUUUGGGUUAUUUGAAAAUGCAGAGCUCAGUGGAUCAGAUUCAAGUGGUUGUACCAUCAAAAACCCCAAAUGUGCUCCCACAUUGCAAAAUACGGGAUAAUCCGCAUAUAUCUGCGGAGGAAUGGGAAUUCCUGAAGGGACGAAAAUCCACAAUAAUGUUUGGGCCACAGAGUGAGCAGCCGACGGAAGUUCAGCAACUUUUCCUUGAGGAUCUCACAAUAGCAGCGCACAGGUUGUUCAAAUAUAUGGACACCCCGACGGAUGAUGCCCUGAGGCAUCGUUUGUAUGAUGUGGAGGUGAUUGAAUUGAGUCCCGAUGUGAGUUUCCUGGUUAUUUGUCCACCACCGGAAUUCUCGUGCGCUGUCCCGGGGCAGAGGGAGAUUCUUCUGCAACGUGGGGACUUGCUGAGUCUACCACUGCAGGCUUUUGAGAUGAUCCACCUGAGGACGUAUCAGAAUGGAAUAAUUCAGAAGUACUCCCGACUCUCGUGUAUCCUCGAAUUGGACACUGUGCUGGCCAAUCAUUCACACCGCGAGGCAUUCUCCACAAUUGAGGUACAAGCAGCCAAGGAGAGGCUUUGCAAAUUGCAGGAACUCUCAACGAGCCUGAAUGCCGUGUGGAAGGGUGUUCGAUGGCUAAUGGAUGUGAUAAGCUUCGCGCGGGAUCGUGGAUGCAUGCCAAGCAUUGCAAUGAGGGAGAUUCUCGAGUGUCAGGAGGUGCGAGAUUCAAAGGUGGAUGAAACGAAACGACAACUGCUGCAGCCUCCACCACGAGAUGGGAAACUGAUGAAAUCUUCCCCGGGAAGGGGUUCAUGGCCUGGACCAGCAGUCUCCAGUGGCAAUGGUUUACUCGUGGCGGAGCACUCCAAAUCCGAACAACAUCUCUGUGUUGCUGGUGGUGGGAAUUCCAACAUGAGUUCACGCUACUUGAGUGCAACAUCGGAAUUUGAUGGGACUUCCCGGAAGAAUAGUGCUGAUUCCAAUUACUCCCAUUCAGGGCAUAGUUACCAUUCUGUUGGAUUUGACGGUGGUGGCCACGUUGGGUCACGCCUACCGCCGUCUAGGUCGGAGGACACGCUGACUGUGUCAAAGAAGCAACCACAUCGAAAACGAACAACAACCAUCAAUACGAGCUUUUCAGCUGCUUCAAGUCCAUUGCUCAAUAUCCGGCCAACUUAUACCGGAACCACGGAGUCUGUCCAUAGUUUGUCAAGUGAUAGUGAGACAGCCAGUUAUACAGUUCUCACGUCAACGCCAAACAAAGCAUCACGUCCACAUAGCACGAAAAUGGAGGCUUCAAUUAGCAUGACAAAUGUUAAGGCUGCUGGGGAUGAGGCAGCAGCAGCACCCACGGUUGGUGUUGUACGGAGUAGGAAGCAACUAUUUGAGCCAGAUCCAUCUACCUCAGCUGGCGCAACGUACCUCAAAUCCACCCUGUCUGCCAUACAAAAUGAAUCCCGCGCAUUGCGGGAGCAACCCCUACAUAUUGCCGAAGAUGAGCAGCCCUUUUUCCUGGCUCCGGGUCCGUCAGCUGGCACCGGGACUCGGAGCGAAAACCGCAGACAGCCUGUUGAGAUUGCCCCAGCAGGACACCACCAGCCUCUUGCAACGAAUACGCAUGCUCACGAAAAAGCGCGAACGUCCGAAUCGAAUACACCGGACACGGAAGCCCCAGCUACGGAUGUAGGUCGUGAUGCAGCAAUAAUCCAGGUGUAUGCCGCCUACGAGACAGGCCUAGCUAGUGGGACAAGUCUCAAGCUCCAUGUAACGACGAAAACCACAGCGCGUGAGGUGGUGGAUCUUGUUGUGAAGCAACUCAAUAUGGCUGUUGUGCUCAAAGGACGCGAAGGACCCAUCUAUACGGCCGAUAAGUUGGACAAUUUCUGCUUAGUGGCCGUUAUUGGGGCACGUGAGAGAUGCCUCCGGGAUGACUUUAAGCCCCUCCAAUUGCAGAAUCCGUGGAAAAAGGGGCGACUUUAUGUGCGUCAAAAGCAUGAUCUCCUAGCAGCAAUUGAGCAUUCGAAUCGUGAAGCUCAGAUGAUUUAAGAUGUGUUUAGGAAAAAUUAACUGGGGGAUGAUGGAAAAGGUAAGCCGUAUUAAUAAAUAAUCCAUUAAAACUUAUUCUGAUACCAUCCCCUUGCUCCUUCAAAAAAGUUUUAAAAAAAAACUUUUUUUUAUUGUGAGAAUUAAUAUAAAAAAAAAUUUCUCCUAAAUAGCAAAUUUUUAAUUAAUUAAAAUGAAAGCAAGAAAUUCCAUAGAAAACAUAGAAAUGAAAGCAUAAAUAGAGACGCUAUGUUGUUGGUCAAGAACUUAUAUUUAAUUCCGUUAAAGCUCUCUUUAAGCAGCCAAUAAAUACCCAAGCUGUUGCAAGAAUUUGUGUUUCUUUCUCUCUUUGUAUUAUUCUGAAAAUGAACUAAUAAAGCAAAAUGACGGUGCUUUUCUAACCUCAAUUUUUCAGAUUUUUUUUUUCUUAUUAUUUGUCUCUAACUCAGAAGUUUUCUUCCAAUAUUUUCUUCAGCAAUUUAAGUCUCCAUUUCAUCCUUUUCUUCGUUUAAUUUUUGUUCUAUUUAAAGAACUAAAAAAAAUCGCCUUUUGUUUCUAAAAGUUUAACGUUCAAAAAUCAAAUUUCAACCGUUUUGAAUUCUUGAGAAUUAAAACCAAAAAUGGCGGUGCAAAGUGUCAAUGAGCGUCCUUUCAAAAAGCUUUCACAACAUAAACGAAUAAUGGAAUUUAAGAGCAUAAAUUACUUUUUUUUUUGGUUUUAAGUAUAUUUUAUGGAGAAGUAAAAAUUUCCCUUAUUCCAUAAAAAUAAAUUAAACCACUAACAAUAUAAUAAAUCUAUAAAAAAAAAACACUUUAAAAAUAUAUAAUAGAAAGACUUAAGUCCAAAAUUGAUCUUAUGAGUAUAUAGAAGAAGAAUAAAAUCACAAAACGCAGGCGUAAUUGUUAUUGCUGUUGUUCCAACAAUAAAUUAUGAAGAAAAAAAAUUUAGAAUGAAAAGUAAUAAAAUUAAAUAUUAAAAAAAUGUAUUUAAAAUGAUGAGACAGGGUGUGAAAUUAAGGCAAUUAAAUAGGCACAUUCGCAAUUUUCCCCGAAUAUUUUUUAGCCUCAAGUGGAAACUGAAAGAAUUUUGCGAGAAAUUCCAAGAAUUUCUCUGCGGUUGGCAACACGGUGUGUUGUGAAACGAAUUGAAAAUGUUAAAGGAAAGACAGAGAGUUUAUGUAUAGGAAAGGAUUAAGACGAAAAUAUUGUAGGAAAAGUAUUAGAAUUAUUUUUCGAUUUAAAAUGAAAAAAAGAAAAUCUUAUGAUUACUAAUUUGUUUUUUAUAUUUAUUGAAUAUAUAUAAUAGCUUGUAAUUUUAGUAAGAGAUCGUGAUUUUUUCCCCUUACGAAUUAUAUAAGUUUUUUUUAGCAUGACACAGAUAAAUUUAAAAGAAAAGUUAUUUAGUAAAAAAAUGUUGAUUGUGUGCGAAUGAUGGUUUCGUAGAAAGCGUGAAAAUGAAAAAUACAUAAUAAAUGUUUCCAAUUUAGUAAAAUAAAAAAAUGAACAAAAACUAUGUAGGUAGUAUUAGUUAGUAUCCACUCACAGAGCUCCAAAAAAUGAUCAUUCAAAAAAAAAGAGAAGUAAAUGAGCAAAAAAAGGCAACAAAAAUCCCUACAUGUUGUGCCCUGGAGUGGUUUGAAAAAGAAAAAAACGUUUCCGUGGUCCAAUUUUCAUUCCUUCUCCGUUGAAAAAAAAUGUCAAGUGGAAAAUCCCAAAAUAUGCAAAAAAAAAAAACAAUUCAAAUCAAUUAAAAUUUUCCACUCUAUUGAAUCUGUAAAUAAUCAAAAUAAACAAGUAAAUAAUCUCAAAUAAUUCAUCCCGCACACACACACUUUUACAUCCUCCUCGUGCCCCUUUUAUCACGCGUAAUUCUCUGGAAAAGUAUUUAAUCUCAUGCCAUUCAAUAUCAUUUACACCACCCACCCAAUAAAUAUUUGCACGUGGAUUUUGUACGUAAAUUCCAUUGCUGUGCAAGAAAAAGUUCUACAUUGAGAACUUUUGCAUUGGCAGUGUUGUCUCUUUAUUUCUAGCAAGGGGUAAAUAUCUGGCAAUUAUUUGGAAAAUUUUGAUGCAUUUUUUGCGAUUAUUUUUUGGCUUGUUUAAUUUUUUUGGGGAAAGAAAACCAUAAGAGAAAAAUUAAAAUAUAUUAGAACAAUCUGGAUCAUUAUAGGAUAACCUAGUUCUGUAUCAAAAAAAAAAAGAUUUAAUGAUUUUUAAGUUAACUGCAUUAACUCUAAAAGAUACCGAAUAAUUUUUUUUUGAAAAUAUUUUUGAGUUGCCGAUAUUUUUCCGAAUCGGAAAUCUUAAAAAAUAAAAAUAUAUUAGGAAAAUUCAUAAUAUUAUGAAACAACCCAAUGUUAUAACAAGAGAAAAUUUACAUGAUUUUUUUUUCAGCCAAUUUAGUUGAAUAACAAUAAAAAUUUAUAAUAAAUUCCGAAUAUCAAUGAAUUUCCUCAAAUAUUCCGAAUAAUUAAUUUUCUAAAAUACGAAUAUCGCUUUAUUUUUCAUCCAGAUAGUCACCCCUUUUUUAUUUUUAUAUUUUCAAUCAAAAUCCCUAAGCAAAUAUUUAAUUAAAUAAAUAGAUAAUCCCAACAAAGGAAUGCAUUUAAAACUUUUACCCUUUUCACAAAUUUAACUGAAAAUUUACGACAUCUUAAUGUCUUGGAGAAAAAAAAUACUAUUUGGUAAGAAAAAGGAAUUUAAAAUAAAUCAAGAAUAAAAAAAAAUUAAAAAGCUUUACUUGUUAAGAAAAUUGUGUCAUAAUUUUCAAUGUCAAUUUUCAAAGAAAAAAAAGAGAUUGAGGGAAAAAAAGCUAUAUAUUGAGUGAAAAAUAUUUCAAAAAAAAAAUCUAUAAUUUUUCUACACCAUGAGAUGAUAAAAAAAUAUUUUUUAGAGCGUGCGAAUGCCAAUUGUUAGAUACAUGUGUUACAGAACUAUAUUAUAUAAAAUAUUACAUAAAAAUUUAUUUUCAACGCACUAAAAUUGAUGAAAAAAAUAUUUUAAGUAAAAAAGUAAUUGAAAAAAAUUCAAAUAAAUGUAAUAUGAAAAGUUAUACAUAUUAGAAUGAAGAAGGAAACAAAUAUUUAGAUGAAUCGUGAAAGCAAGGUAUAGGUGAAAGUGAAGAUUUAAAAAAAUAUUGGAAAGAUGAGAAAACAAUGAAAAGAACUAAUGAAAAUAAAAUAAAUGUUACUAUAAAAUACAGAAAAUAAAUUAAAAUUCCCAUAAAAAA
Lutzomyia longipalpis is the source of this 8321-nucleotide messenger RNA. RefSeq lists its product as uncharacterized. Gene Ontology annotation, molecular function: protein binding. Gene Ontology annotation, biological process: signal transduction; establishment of mitotic spindle orientation; regulation of establishment of bipolar cell polarity. Lineage: Eukaryota; Metazoa; Arthropoda; Insecta; Diptera; Psychodidae. The transcript is spliced from 14 exons. The coding region runs from base 560 to 5095 and encodes 1511 amino acids. The record is from RefSeq and is a predicted model, not a curated record. Gene Ontology annotation, cellular component: spindle.